This is a messenger RNA of Serinus canaria (Common canary), 2497 nucleotides long. RefSeq names its product leucine rich repeat, Ig-like and transmembrane domains 3 (gene LRIT3). Gene Ontology annotation, molecular function: protein binding. The record is from RefSeq and is a predicted model, not a curated record. Bases 1 to 1959 code for a protein of 652 amino acids. NCBI's taxonomy places the organism in Eukaryota, Metazoa, Chordata, Aves, Passeriformes, Fringillidae. The transcript is spliced from 4 exons.
AUGUAUCUGUUUAUUUGCUUCUACCUCCUAAUGAGUUUUUUUGAAGAAAUUCAUGGCUUUUGUCCUUCACAAUGCACUUGCGUUUACCAUGGCAGAAGUGAUGGCACUGGAACAAGGUCUGUACUCUGUAAUGACCCUGACAUGUAUGAGAUCCCUGUGAAUGUUCCUGUGGAUACUGUAAAGCUUCGUAUAGAGAAAACUGUCAUACGAAGGAUUCCGACUGAAGCCUUUUACUACCUGGUAGAUCUCAAAUACCUGUGGGUCACUUACAACUGUGUCGCCAACAUUGAUAUCAGCAGCUUCUAUAACCUGAAACAGCUGCAUGAGCUGAGGCUGGAUGGUAAUCUGCUCUCAACUUUCCCUUGGGAAUCCCUGGCCGAGAUGCCCAACUUGCGGACUCUGGAUCUCCACAACAACAAGUUGACCAGCAUUCCCGCUGAUGCAGGCCGCUACCUGAGAAACCUCACUUACCUGGACCUAUCCAGCAACAAGCUGACCACCUUGCCAUCAGACCUCAUGGACAUUUGGCCCCCCUUCUCAGGAGCUAUCGUGUCCAAGAACACAGACAUUCUGGUGACACAGAGAGUAAUCUUGGGUUUUCAGGACAACCCGUGGUUUUGUGACUGUCGCAUUUCAAAGCUAAUUGAAUUUUCCAAAAUUGUGGACACCUCCGUUGUACUUCUUGAUCCGUUGGUUUCAUGCAGUGGACCUGAGAGCCUGGCAGGAAUCCUGUUCCAGAGAGCUGAGUUAGAGCAGUGUCUUAAACCAUCUGUGAUGACCUCAGCAACUAAAAUCACCUCCCCGCUGGGCAGCAACGUUCUGCUGCGCUGUGACGCCACGGGGUACCCAACACCACAGCUCACUUGGAAUAGGUCAGACAAUAUUCCAGUGAACUACACAGUAAUUCAAGAAACUCCUGGAGAGGGUGUCAGGUGGUCCAUAAUGAGCUUGACAGGAAUUUCAUACAAGGACGCAGGAGAAUACAGGUGUAAAGCCAAGAACUUGGCAGGAAUGUCAGAAGCUGCUGUGACUGUCACAGUGGUUGGUGUAGUUACUACAACUAUAUCACCACAGAAGUUUGGAAGGAAGCCAGAGGCUGAGAGGCAGAAUACAACUCAGGAGGAAUCCAAGCAGGAACCUGAGAGGACAACCACAGCUCUUCCCGUCACACCGACCACCACAGCUCUGGUGAGCACUGAAAGAUCAACCAGCAUGACAUUUACUGACAAAAAGCAAUCCAGGCUCAUGUUAGAUGGAAAGAAAGUUUCAAAGGCAGUGACAAAUGGAAGCAAAAAGCAGAUUGGAGAUUCAAGCAAGAAGGAUACUUCAUUGAGUACAGCAGGUACAGCUGAGCAAAAUGUUACUGUGAAGAACCUAAGAGUGAUCAGUGAAUCUGAUGAAAGAGUGACCUUAACUUGGAAAACUGUCAAUGCCACAGGCAAUUCUGCUGUGACUGUGUUAUAUUCCAAGUAUGGUGAGAAAGAUAUGUUGCCUCUCAGCACUGAUUCUAACAAAAACAAAGUCACAAUUGAUGGUUUGCAACCUAGUACUCAAUAUAUGGCAUGUGUCUCACCCAAAGGCGUGCCACCUACAAAAGAGCAGUGUGUUGUUUUCUCCACUGAUGGGUUAAAUGAUGAAAGCAGCUCUGAGUUUUCUAUUCUGAUAGUGGCCAGCAGUGCAGCAUGUGUGGUUGCUUUACCUUUGAUAUUUUUCUUACUCUACAAAGUUUUAAAACUUCAUUUGAAACCAAAAUCUGCCAAGGAAGCUGAACUUGCAAGAGAGACUUACGUGCAAUUUGAAACACUGUCUCUGAAGCCUCGAGCACUGGGUGCAGGAGACCAGCUCUGGGCACGCAGGUACACGGAUGAGUCAGAAAGACUUCUCCUUUGCUCUAGGUCAAGCAUGGAUUCUCAAAUGACCUUCAAAAGUGAGGGCUCCAGGUCUGAGUAUCUGUGCUGAACAUGGGUGAGGGUGGAGAUGAAAUAAAAUAAUAGGUAAAAUUAAUUCAAAAUGGUGAUGCUGCAUCUGGAAGCAGGCUGAUGCUAGACAGUGGUCAGAAUACAUUAUCUGGUGUAAUAGAGUCUUACUGGAUGGUGGUGGGUAGGAGGGGGAAUAGAAGAAAAAUGUUGCCUGUUUAUUUUCUUAUUUUUUAAGUUUGUGAUUUUGGAUGUGAAGGAGUGAUGUUCUUCCAAAGAAAAAUACAGCCUGAAAUGUUUCUAUAGUGAAAGAUUUUUUUUGUUUUAUUAAAACAUUUCUGUUUUCUCUUCUCUCGUUUUACCACAUGAUGUGCUAGUGGCAUGUAUCAAACAUGAAUCACAAUCUUCUUGGAAGUGAUGUUCUUCAACAUAAUAGGAAAACAGUUUUAACUCAUUCAAUUGUGAUCAAAGCUUUAUUUGAAUAUACAAGUUUUCUUCUGACAUCAGUUUGCGCUUCGAGGUGUCAUACAGCUGUUUGUACAGUAUCUUGGGUUGAAGUGUUCUCAGGCCAGUCAAGACAG